Protopolystoma xenopodis is the source of this 333-nucleotide messenger RNA. NCBI's taxonomy places the organism in Eukaryota, Metazoa, Platyhelminthes, Monogenea, Polystomatidea, Polystomatidae. The record is from the annotation of a GenBank genome assembly.
AUGCUAUGGCACGCAAAAGCUUUAGAAGCCUAUACUGAAGCCUUCAACGCUUUGCAGGGUUUGCAUGAAGAAUCUGAUUUAAAUGAUUUUCGUACAACUCUACUCAAUACCCUUGCAAGUACAGACCGAUCUGGACUCAGCAUCACUUCUGCUGGCCUUGAGGCCACGAAGGAGCAAGAAAGACAACGCAUUAAUAACAUGUCUGAUGGGCUUUCAAUUAAACCGGAUGAGACUAACUACAAACAGAUCAAAAGGAGGUACCCCAACCAAACUCUUGGACUUGCUCCCUCUUCAGCAUCCAGACUGCGUGAGGCUUUGGUAGGUUAUUGUUAA